This is a messenger RNA of Callithrix jacchus (white-tufted-ear marmoset), 983 nucleotides long. RefSeq lists its product as uncharacterized. The record is from RefSeq and is a predicted model, not a curated record. NCBI's taxonomy places the organism in Eukaryota, Metazoa, Chordata, Mammalia, Primates, Cebidae.
AUGCCACAUCCGUUAGCUGCCCCACCCCCCAUGGUCACGCCGAGUCCCGCCCCCCGCCCCCAGUUCGCGGCCCCGCCCUCCAUUCACCCUUCCCGUUGCCCCCACCACGCCCUCCCUCGCGCGCCCCGCCCUCCACUCGCUGUUAGCCCCAGCCCCGCCCUCCCCGUGGCUAGUCGCGCCCCACCCGCCGCCCUUUUGCGCACGCGUGUCCCCUCCUGCGCGCGGCACCUGGGAGGACUGAGCCCCUCCUUCACGGGCGGCGGCCGUCGACCGUUGGCGCGAGGAAGUCGGCGGUCGUGCGCGCCGCUUCCCGGGCACGUCCCGCCCCGUACUUCCAGGGCGGGCGCAAAGACUAAGGGGGCUAGUACCCGAGGCGGUGACGCCACCGAGAGCCAGCCAAUGGGCAGCGGGCGGGCAGAGCCCCAGCGGUUCGAACAGAAAGGCAAGGAAAGGGCGGGAGGAAAGAGCCAGCAGUUCGGGAGCGCGCGCCGGCCCCACCUCGGGACUCCGAGGUUUGGAGGAGGUGAAAAGGCCUGAGAGAUGGAAGCCCCACAACAAAAUACAGGAGCGGAGAGAGGAGGCUUUCAUUUCCAGCAAUACUCUCUACUAGAGACCUCCAACCUCUUCCACUGUAAAAUCCUUAAACUGAGAUAAAAUAGUAAUAGCAACGAGCACCCAUUUAGGAAUUAGCACUCCUUAGAAAAGUGGAUCAGUUGAAGUCUGGAGGAGGAAAUGUACAAGUUGAAUCUGAAAAAAGACUACUAGGGUUGUGUCUAAAGGACACUGGCGCCAACCUGAAGGAGGUUCCUAAUGGCCAAAUAUGGGGCAAUUUGAGCAUCAGAAAGAAUGACUGUGGUCGGGCUCGGUGGCUCACGCCUGUAAUCCCAACACCUUUGGAGGCUACAAUGAACUUUGAUUGAGCCACUGAAUUCCAGCCUGGGCAACAGACCAAAACCCUGUCUAAAAAAAAAAAAAAAAGUAAC